GUUUAUUCCUUCAUGUAUAGAAGCUAAUCUUUAGCAUCUGAAUUAGAUGGCGAAGCAGCUUUCAUUUGCUCUCAAGCAGUGUGUGAACUCAAAGUUCACUGCAUCGGUCAAGAUGGUUCAUGCCCAUUCUCUUAAACUAGGCAGUCUAUCAGACGUACAUCUUUGCACGCAUGCACUGAAUGCAUACCGCAGGUGUGGGGUUGUGCUUGAUGCAUGCCAACUGUUCGACGAAAUUUCUGCUGAGGAUGAGCAACACGUAUUAUUGGAUGUAGUAUGUUGGAAUUCAAUAAUAUCGGGGUGUGUACAGAAUAGAUGGGAUGAAGAGGCCUUCUGCCGUUUCAAACACAUGCAGUUCUACCAUUCUCAUAAUAGCAGCUGCGACAAUUUGGAGGACCUACGUCCUGACUCAUAUACACUCUCAAGUCUAUUGUCCUCCAACUACUGCCUAGAGAGAAGCAUCAGCCCUGGUGAACAGCUUCAUGGAUAUGCCACCAAGACUGCCAUUCUAUCGAGCCUUUCUGUAGGGAAUGCUCUGAUAACCCUGUAUGCCAAAUGGGGUAACCUUAACGAAUCAAGGCUUGUUUUCAAAUCUAUGGCAGGACUAAAUAUUGUAUCAUGGACUGCAUUGAUAUCAGGCCAUGCUCAACUUGAAGGUCAAGAAGAAGAGUCUCUUAGGAUGUUUGUCAUUAUGAUGAGAGAAGGGGAACAGCAACCAAACCAGUUCACACUUGCCUCCGUUUUCAGUGCAUGUGGGAGAUUGGCUUCCUUCUCUCAGGGGGUGCCAUUUGUCACAAUUGCCUUGAAGUUGGGCCUUCUUUCUGACAUCCAUGUCCAGAAUUCACUUGUAGGGUUCUACUCAGAAUGUGGCUCUAUGGAAGUAGCUGAGGUUGUAUUCAAUGCUAUAACUAAUCCUGAUCUUGUAUCUUGGAAUUCUCUCCUUAAAGGUUACUCCCACCAAGGGACAGCUGAAAAAGCACUCAAAGUUUUUGAGGAGAUGAGCAUGAGAGGUACGACACCAGACACAAUCACUUUUCUCGCCAUCCUGUCUGCAUGCAGACACACAGGGAUGGUGUCACUAGGUCUAAGCCUCUUCAGAAGCAUGAAGGCAGAGUAUCAAAUUGAGCCAGAGGCAGAGCAUAUUUCUUGCAUUGUUGACCUCUUGGGACGUGCUGGACAGCUUCAACAGGCAGAAGAGCUUAUCAGUGGUAUCCAACAAAAACUUGGUCCUUCAGUGUGGCGUACACUGCUUGGAGCCUGCCGAUUACAUGGCCAGGGAGAACUAGCAGAAUUAGCGGCAUCAAGACUUCUAGAAUUGGAGCCUUGUGAUGCAGAAGCUCACAUUGUGCUCUCCCACAUCUAUGCAGCAAAUGGGAGGUGGGAAAUGGUGGCAAAACUUAGACGCUCACUCAAGGAGAAAGGAGUGGUAAAGGAGCCUGGCUACAGCUGGAUUGAGGUUGGGAACCAGGUGCACUCCUUUAUGGCAGCAGACUCAAACCAUCAACAGAUAGAUGCCAUUUACAAGACACUGCGGCUACUUACUAAACAUACCAAAGAACAGAAUAUUGAGGUUCCACUACAGAAACCGUGAAAUUGGAAAGAGACUAGAAUAGGUCAUCAUUUCAGAAUUCUGAAUUCCAAAAAAUGUACCAACAUUGGGUAUGUGCAAAAUUGGCAUGAGCAAUGUUGUUUGGUCUCUCUUUCUAAAACUUGUAAUUGCAUAAGUCCCAACAGAUAGCUGCUUAUCAGUUCAAACAAGAAUUGUUCUACUACAUGAAAAUUCCAAUGACAUGUUA
Molecule: messenger RNA, 1793 nt
Organism: Telopea speciosissima
Lineage: Eukaryota; Viridiplantae; Streptophyta; Magnoliopsida; Proteales; Proteaceae
Product: pentatricopeptide repeat-containing protein At2g27610-like
Exons: 1
Coding region: 47-1588 (513 amino acids)
Biological process (GO): RNA modification
Molecular function (GO): RNA binding; protein binding
Source: RefSeq, a predicted model, not a curated record